CUGCCACUCCCACCGCCUAGUCACAUGACCUAAUCAUUGCAAAGUCGUCAUUUCGUUUGUUUUUUGUUUACAGUCGGAUCGUUGAUAUCAUAAUUAGUGUCCUAGUGUUUUGAAGAAUCAAGAAUCGUUGUGGUAGCAGCGAUGACUGGCAGGGGCUCUCGGAAGGGCGGCAAGCCGGGCAUGAAGCAGUCAAGCCCGGACGCCAAGAAAGCCGAGGUGCCGAGUUCGCCGCUGGCUUCCUCGUCCGCCCUGUCCACGUCGUCCGGCUCUCCGGACAACAAGGAGGCGGCCCUGUCGUUCCCCUUGGUCAAGAUCAGCGACAACUCCAAAACCCUGCCCAGAUACACAUUAGUUUUGGCGCGGACUGAAAAGGAGGGUGUGACCAUGGACGACUUGGACACCUUGCAGCUCGAGCUGGAGGUGCUGUUGUCUGCCGCGGCUGUCCGCAUCAGAGCUCUGAAAGGAGAGGUCGGCGCCCUAGAGCAACCCGACACGGAGAAAAAGGACAAAAAGUCUCGCUCCGCCAAACCUGUGAAAAAAUCCGGCUGUAAACUGAAGGAAGAGGUACCAAGCAAGAAGUUGAGGGAGUCGACCGGCAAGGCACUCGAAGUGCAAAGCCCGCUGCCCAUCAAGUUCACCAAAGUCAAAAAUCCGCCUGCCACUUUGACCCCGACAAAUUUCACAGUGCCAGACAUCGACUUCGACACUCCACCGAAGAUGGAGGUGCUGUUGCCCGACCCGAAAAACGACGUGCCCAACAAGUUCUGGUCCUCCGUCGAGCCAUACUGUUCCGAGAUCUCAACUGCUGACAUUCAGGUGUUGAAAGACCUGAUCGCGGUGAACGAGAACCAAGCAACGAACCUGACGAUUCCUCCUCUCGGCAAACACUACUCCAGCGUGUGGAUGGACGAAGAGGUCAUGCAAGACUCAAACUCGACCGGAAAAUCAAAAUGCGGACACAAUGAGGUGCUGCUCCGAAAAGCAGAGAAGCUCAGUGGGCGUGCCGCGGCCCCUGGACCUCUCACUCAAAGGUUGGUCAGCGCCUUUCUUUCGGAGGACACGUCACUGCCGACAAAGCUGGAAUCUGGCAAAGACGACAGUGCCAUGCUGAAGGCUCUGAGCAAUGGUCUCUCGUUGUCCGGCGCAGCCUCUCUGGAGUCCCGAAUGCGCAAGGAGCUCAUAGGCUUGGAAAUUUUCGACCCUAAUGCGCUUCAGAACGAACAAGAUGACGAGAUCCUGGAGGAGUUGAAGUCGAGCCAGGAAGAACUGCGGCGCGUCACCGAACACAACGUCAAAGCUCUGCAGCGCCUUCUGCACUGCGCCACAGAGGAAAUGGGACGCCAGGAGCUGCGCCGCAAACUCAACCAGGUCGACGCUCAGUUGGUGGAAUUCCACAAAAAGGUAGUGUCCAACAAGAUCAAGAAGAAGGUGAUGUCGAAGAAGGAGCAGGAGCCCAUCUGGAAGCUGCUCAAGGACCGAGACGCUUUGAUCAAACAACUCGACGGAGUCCCUGCCAGGACCAAGUAGACCAGUUUUCUGCCAUUUUUCUGUUAAAUUGUUCUAUCUUGCAUCAUUUGUUUCCUCGCCAAUGCUGAUGGCAGUUCAAACGUUUAUUUUUAAGUGUACAAAAUAGAUCUAGACCAAAACAUGUGUGUUUUAUGAUUAAUUAAGAAUAAACAUCGUAUAUUUAUAU
Cloeon dipterum is the source of this 1693-nucleotide messenger RNA. RefSeq names its product transcriptional adaptor 3 (gene Ada3). The coding region runs from base 142 to 1527 and encodes 461 amino acids. Gene Ontology annotation, biological process: regulation of transcription by RNA polymerase II. Gene Ontology annotation, cellular component: SAGA complex. The record is from RefSeq and is a predicted model, not a curated record. Gene Ontology annotation, molecular function: transcription coactivator activity. The transcript has 9 exons. NCBI's taxonomy places the organism in Eukaryota, Metazoa, Arthropoda, Insecta, Ephemeroptera, Baetidae.